UGUUUCACAACCUUCACUGUGCUGUUUUUGCCAAAUAGUAUCGUAUAAAACAUAUGAAUUCAUAAUAUAAAAUGACAAAACAGGUAUUUAAUUACACCCUCUGUGAAAAGUUAAUGCCAAUAUAGGAAAUUAAAAGCAACUCAAAGUCUUCAGUCACACAUAUUGCCUGCUGAGUUCUGUGUAGCGCCACGAUUUUAAGCGUUAAAACUACAACAACAAAAUGGUCGACCCGCUGUGUAAUUACAAUGUAUUAGAGUCAAUAUUCUCAUAUCUAGAGCUUAAUGACUUGAGUCGAUGUUCGCAAGUUUGCAAAAGUUGGUAUCACUUCCUCAACGAUGAGAAUAGCGAUGUAUGGCGAUGGCACUGUCUACGCAAACUGCCCAAGGAGUCGGUAAAGUCUGAGCUCCUUUCAUCGGUGUCCACAUACAAGACGAAACUGCGAGCCUAUCUGCAUGCAUGGAGUCCCAACGAUUGCUCACGCAAUGUCUACAUUAAGCCCAAUGGAUUUACUUUGCAUCGCAAUCCAGUGGCACAAAGUACGGAUGCGGCGCGGGGUAAAAUUGGAUUCCGACAAGGGCGACAUGCUUGGGAAGUGAUUUGGGAGGGACCACUAGGCACAGUAGCUGUCAUUGGGAUUUCCACCAAGGAGGCGUUAUUGCAGUGCCAUGGCUAUGUGGCGUUACUAGGCUCCGAUGAUCAAAGCUGGGGCUGGAACCUGGUUGAGAAUCAUCUGUUGCACAACGGCGAUAUGCAGGGCAGUUACCCGCUUUUAAAUAAUGCACCCAAAUAUCAGGUUGGCGAACGCAUUCGCGUCAUACUUGACUGCGAUGAUAAUACUCUAUCAUUUGAGAAGAACUACGAGUUUCUGGGCGUAGCGUUUAGAGGCUUGCCAGACAAGAAGCUUUAUCCUACGGUAUCUGCUGUCUAUGGUAAUACUGAGGUGUCAAUGGUCUAUUUGGGCACACCAUUGGAUGGUUAACUAUUAGAGCACAGAUGCAGCCUUAAUGCCGUACAAUUUGUAAAAUAAAUGCAAUUUAUAAGUAUACAUCUAUAUAUAUUAUUCAUUUAGAUUUUCCCUUCUCAGUUCUAAGAUUGUGCAACACAUACACACACUUACACAUUAACAUUCCAAUCGAUCUAGUUUCUAGUUUUCUUUUGUACAAAAAAUGUAUGCAUUUUGUUGAUUUUAUAUACGCCAAAGUUAAAAUCACAGCUAUUUGUUCGAUGUACUAAUUAAGUUUAAUUGUACGAAACAAAUAAAUAAGUAGUUGUAAUUUCAUACAAUGAACUGCUUAAAAUAGGAA
Messenger RNA from Drosophila sulfurigaster albostrigata, 1304 nucleotides. It is a transcript of the gene Fsn, whose product is annotated as F-box/SPRY domain-containing protein 1. The record is from RefSeq and is a predicted model, not a curated record. Gene Ontology annotation, biological process: proteasome-mediated ubiquitin-dependent protein catabolic process; synapse assembly involved in innervation. The transcript has 3 exons. Gene Ontology annotation, cellular component: synapse; SCF ubiquitin ligase complex. Lineage: Eukaryota; Metazoa; Arthropoda; Insecta; Diptera; Drosophilidae. Gene Ontology annotation, molecular function: protein binding. Bases 221 to 979 code for a protein of 252 amino acids.